AUGCAUGGUCACGUAUGCCGACAGUGCCGUGAUGUUGUUGCGAUUGUCCCUUUUUUUUUUUUUUUUGCGCAAUUGCUGGCGCAGCUCAACCUGCUUUUCAUUUGUAUGGGAGCCUGUUCAGGUACAAUUUUUUUUUUCUUUUUUCUUUUUUCGCAACUUUUAUUUAUUUAUUUAUUUAUUUAUUUAUUUUUGCCUGCUGUUUGUUGUGGGUGUGUUAAUAAACAGCGGAGCAUGAAGUUUUGUGGGGUCUGUCGGCUGAAGUAUUUGCGUGCCUCGAAGGUGGCUUACGGCGGUUCGGUGGCCUCGUUGUUGAAUGGCUACCUGCAGCAGGGGGCGGAGACGCAUGCGGCAAAUUUGCCGGCCUCACAGAAGUACUUUUACACACAGAAGGAACAGCAUGACUUGUCGAGCUCUCAGAAACACCGGAUGAUUCAACUGCGUCUCGGUUCGGCCCAGAUGUUGACAUCGACGGUGGGAAAUAUUGCCAAUCAAAACGAAGCGCAUCCGCUUUAUUACUCGCAGACAUCACCGCGGGCGGCCGGAUUGUGUGUCUCGCUCGUUGUGGCGCUGAAGAAACUGCGUAUUCAUCGCCUCACGGAGCUGCAGGGUGCGUUGAUUCCAGUGUUGCUUAGGGGCAAGCACAUCAUUGCACACGCUGAAACAGGAACUGGAAAGAGUUUUGGUGUGGCGCUUGCCUGCGCCAACCGAAUCAUUCGGCAGAAGAUCAACUAUCGUCUCCAUACUGUCAUUAUUGUGCCAACGGAGGAGUUGGCUCUGCAGUACGAAAAGUGGUUGCGUCACUUUGGUGGUGGCACAUCACAGGUGGUGCAGGUGGCAAUCGAGAGGGUUCCGAUGGAGACACAACUGGCGAGACUUCACAACAUCCAGCCACACGUAUUGGUGGGCACUCCGCAGCGUGUUGCCGAUAUCUUGAGGCUCAGCCCCACCAUUCUGGGCGAGAAGUUGCGCCGCAAGGUGGACUGCGUCAUUUUGGACGAGGCCGAUAUUAUUUUAUCUGCCGAGUUGCGGUUUGGGCGUCAGAAAAUAAGCGGGGAGGCGUUGGUUGAUCGUCUUUUCCGCAGUCGCCCAGAGGAGGUGCCGGCUCAGUUGGUGGCAGCAAGUGCAACCAUCAAUGGCCGCACGGCGCAGGCCCUUAACGCUUGGAUGCGGAACGACAAGGCGAUACGUUUGACGACAAGUUUUGUGGAGCACACAAUCCCUCAGACAAUUAGCUUUUAUUUCUUUGCGGAGUCUAUGAAAUACUCAUUGCCAUAUUGUUUAGAACUAAUACUUCGGCUUAUAUGCAAGCAAGAAAGGCGCGCUCGAGUGCUCCUCUUUACGACACUUGAGGCAGUGGAAGGGGUGGUUAAAUCUUUAGGUACAAUGCAGCAGCGUUGCCGGGAAUUGCAUGGAUGGUUGCAGCAGGACUCGAACAGAAUAGUUGCGGCACCGUUGCAGUCUUUAUUGAACCCGACAAGUGGUCGAUCUAAGCCGAUUGUGGCUGGGUCACGUGACGUUUACGUAAAGGAUGACAGUUCUUUGGCGAAGCUGAACGCUGGUAUGCUGUUGGUAGGUGUGGGGAGCCACGAGCUGAGUCGUGGAAUUCAUGUGAGUGGGAUCACACAUGUAAUCCUGUACGGCGAUUGCCCUUCUGCCGCAUCUUUUGUGCACUGUGCCGGGCGGACGGGGCGGAUGGGGGCAGAAGGUCACGUUGUGGUGCUGUAUCCACCGUCCUCCGGCCGUACUGUGCAGCAGGUGUGUCAUGCAGUGGAACUGCCGUUUGUGCCAGGACGAAUGGAGCAAGUGGAGGAUCUGCUGGGCAAUGUUGAUUUUGCCUCUGCUGAGAACAUAGAGACGUUGCAGAAUGCAAAUUUGCAUGCGAAGCCGGAUGAAGCUGGGGAGUGUCUGGCUCCUAUGGUUUUUCCGAAUGGGUGA
Molecule: messenger RNA, 1935 nt
Organism: Trypanosoma cruzi
Lineage: Eukaryota; Euglenozoa; Kinetoplastea; Trypanosomatida; Trypanosomatidae
Product: ATP-dependent DEAD/H RNA helicase, putative
Exons: 1
Coding region: 1-1935 (644 amino acids)
Molecular function (GO): ATP binding; nucleic acid binding
Source: RefSeq, a predicted model, not a curated record